Molecule: messenger RNA, 3436 nt
Organism: Linepithema humile (Argentine ant)
Lineage: Eukaryota; Metazoa; Arthropoda; Insecta; Hymenoptera; Formicidae
Source: RefSeq, a predicted model, not a curated record
AUUCCCGAAUCCAAAUGAAAACGCACGUGUUGCGUGAGUACGGCAACGCUUGUCGUGGCGUCACGAAAAAACAGCCGCUUAGCACAACACUGAUUGGUCGUGUUCGCACAAGCGAGCCAAUCGUCGCUGCGGUUUGUCCGCAAUGGUCGCGUAAACUUUUUCCAGCCAUCUUAUUAUUUUCGAAAAUCUUGAGGUUGGAUUUUCGGGAAGACGCAGUAGUUACUAACGCUUCUGGCACUUUGUUCCCAGCGACCGGUGUGUCAAAGACGCGGUUCGCAUGAGGUUAAGAGCACGGGGUUACGACGAAGAACAGUCUCGGUAAAACGUACGAAAAGAACAAUUACGAUACAUAAUGGCAACUUUGAAUGAUCAAGCUUCUAAAUUAUUGGACUUCAAUCAGAAAUUGGAUAUAACACUUCUCGACAAUAUAGUAGGAUGUAUGUAUACUGGUAUAGGAGAGCAACAGAGACUUGCCCAAGAAGUGUUAACAACUCUUAAAGAACAUCCAAAUGCUUGGACACGGGUAGAUACCAUUUUAGAGUAUUCACAGAAUCAACAAACGAAAUAUUAUGGCUUGCAAAUAUUGGAGCAAGUUAUAAAGACAAGAUGGAAAGUAUUACCAAGAAAUCAGUGCGAAGGUAUAAAAAAAUACAUUGUAGGCCUUAUCAUAAAAACGAGCAGUGAUGCAGAAACAAUGGAAGUUUCAAAAGUUUAUCUCAACAAGCUUAACAUGAUACUUGUACAAGUACUAAAGCGUGAAUGGCCCAAAAAUUGGGAAUCUUUUAUCAGCGAUAUUGUUGGUGCGAGUAAAACUAAUGAGAGUCUUUGUCAAAACAACAUGGUCAUCUUAAAGCUUUUAUCAGAGGAAGUAUUUGACUUUUCUAGUGGUCAAAUGACUCAAACAAAGGCGAAACAUUUGAAAGAUACAAUGUGCAGCGAGUUUUCGCAAAUAUUCCAGCUUUGCCAAUUUGUCUUGGAUAAUUCGCAGAAUGUUCCAUUAGUAGCAGUCACACUAGAGACACUACUAAGGUUUUUAAACUGGAUACCACUUGGAUAUAUUUUUGAAACUAAAUUAAUAACCACUUUAAUAUUCAAGUUUUUGAAUGUACCAAUAUUUCGAAACGUCACUUUAAAGUGUCUCACUGAAAUCGCAGCUGUCAAUGCUACGGUGCCGAAUUAUGAUGAUAUGUUUGUUGUAUUGUUCAUCAAUACGAUGCAGCAGUUGGAGUUGAUGCUUGCACUGGAUACUAACAUACGUGACGCAUAUGCGCUUGGCCAAGAUCAAGAGCAGAAUUUUAUUCAGAAUCUAGCUAUGUUUCUUUGUACUUAUCUCAAAGAACAUGGCGAGCUAAUAGAGAGGAAACAAUUGAAUGAUACGCUAGUGAAGUCACUGCAUUAUCUUGUCCUCAUCUCCGAAGUUGAAGAAGUUGAAAUAUUUAAAAUCUGUCUGGAGUACUGGAAUGGAUUAGCCGCCGAUUUGUACAAAGAAAAUCCCUUUGUGACUUCUUCGCCGCUUUUCAUGUCUAAAAACAUGACGAUACCGCCACGGAGAGUAUUUUACGGUCCGGUAUUGACAAAAGUACGUUACAUUAUGAUCAGCCGAAUGGCCAAGCCCGAAGAAGUGCUUGUUGUGGAAAACGAAAACGGAGAAGUUGUCAGGGAAUUUAUGAAAGAUACCGACUCCAUUAAUCUCUACAAAAACAUGAGAGAAACUCUCGUAUAUCUUACUCAUCUUGAUUAUGUGGAUACUGAGAGAGUAAUGACAGAGAAAUUACAAAAUCAAGUUAACGGCACAGAAUGGUCUUGGAAGAAUCUCAAUACGUUAUGCUGGGCAAUAGGCAGUAUCUCUGGUGCUAUGCACGAAGAGGACGAGAAGCGCUUCUUGGUAACUGUAAUCAAGGAUUUGCUAGGUUUGUGUGAGCAAAAGAAAGGGAAAGACAACAAAGCGAUAAUUGCCAGCAAUAUCAUGUAUGUUGUUGGCCAAUAUCCGCGAUUUCUCCGAGCCCAUUGGAAGUUUCUGAAGACUGUUGUAAAUAAACUUUUUGAGUUUAUGCAUGAAACGCACGAUGGUGUGCAAGAUAUGGCCUGCGAUACUUUUAUUAAAAUAGCACUAAAAUGCAGACGACAUUUUGUUACUGUACAAUUAGGGGAAGCAAUGCCAUUCAUUGAGGAAAUUCUUUCUACAAUUAGCACCAUCAUAUGCGACCUCCAAACAGAACAAGUACAUACAUUCUAUGAAGCGGUUGGCUAUAUGAUAAGUGCUCAAGCCGAUAAUGUUGUGCAAGAGCAACUGAUUGAAAAAUACAUGCUUCUUCCUAACCAAGUUUGGGAUGACAUUAUAAGUCAAGCAUCUAAAAAUGUGGAUGUCUUGAAGGACCAAGAAGCCGUGAAGCAACUUGCCAGCAUCUUAAAGACAAAUGUUAGAGCAUGCAAAGCUCUUGGGCACCCGUACGUGAUACAAUUAGGGAAAAUAUACUUAGAUAUGUUGAAUGUUUAUAAGGUUAUGAGUGAAAAUAUAAGUGCUGCGAUAGCUGUAAAUGGUGAGAUUGUAAUGAAACAGCCUUUAAUCAAGACGAUGAGAGUAGUGAAAAAGGAAACGUUGAAAUUAAUCUCGGAUUGGGUGAGCAGAACGAGUGAUCAUCAAAUGGUAUUGGAAAACUUUAUACCACCAUUAUUGGACGCCGUCUUGUUGGAUUAUCAAAAGACGAAUGUUCAUUGUGCUAGAGAGCCCGAAGUGCUUAGUGCUAUGGCCACUAUAGUAAACAAACUAGAAGCCCAUAUCACUAGCGAAGUACCGAAAAUCUUUGACGCCGUUUUCGAAUGUACUUUAGAAAUGAUAAACAAAGACUUCGAAGAAUUUCCCGAACACAGGACGAACUUUUUUCUUCUUUUACAAGCGGUGAACGUUCAUUGUUUCCCCGCGUUUCUUUCAAUUCCACCAGCUCAGUUUAAGCUGGUUCUUGACUCAAUUAUUUGGGCUUUUAAACACACAAUGAGGAAUGUAGCAGAUACAGGAUUGCAAAUUCUUUAUCAACUUUUAUUAAAUAUUGAACAGCAUGAACAAGCCGGUCAAAGUUUCUAUCAGACAUAUUUUACGGAUAUUCUGCAACAUAUAUUCAGUGUUGUCACGGAUACAUCACAUACAGCUGGACUUACAAUGCACGCUACAAUUCUCGCUUACAUGUUUACACUGAUUGAACGUGGGAAAAUUCAGGUGCCGCUCGGCCCUGUACCUGAUAAUACUUUAUAUAUACAAGAAUUCGUUGCAAGAUUGCUUAGAGCAGCCUUUCCGCAUUUAACUGAUAAUCAGAUUAAAAUAACAGUACAAGGAUUGUUUCACCUCAAUCACGAUAUCACUGCGUUUAAAGAGCAUCUCAGAGAUUUCCUCGUACAAAUAAAAGUAAGUAGUAUUCAUUUAUAGUAGUGUAAACUUUAU